AUGUCGUCGCCUCGACUCGGCGUCUGCAGAAAAUCAAUGCUGAGCAACCCGCUGCACAUCAAGGCUCCUCUGGGUCAGAGCCGGUCCAGAGGUCUGACUGUUCCUGGUCCAGACUUCACUUUUGGAACCAGCAGCAGCUCACUAAAAGAUGGAGGCGUGGCUGAAGUGAUGAGUGUGUCCUGCAGGCCGUCGUCUCCGCUGUCAGACCUCCUGUCUCACCAGUACGGACGCAGCUGGUUGGACGAGCAGCUGAACAGGAAGCAGAGCAGCAUCACACACCAGGUCCAACCACGAGGAGCUGCUGAAACCAGAACCAGCCUGCUGAGGAGGAGCCAAGCUUUACCUGUCACACACACACCUGCACACCUGUCUCACUUCACACAGGUAUCUCCGGCUCUGGACACCUUCAGAGAACCUGCGGCUCGUGUUCGGGCCUUCAGGCUGAGCGGUGGAACCGGGCGUCCAGGAGAACCUCAGGGGACUGUCGGGACAGAACCGAGGGCAGAAGAACCUCUGAAGACAAAUAAACAGUGAAACUGUC
Molecule: messenger RNA, 541 nt
Organism: Stegastes partitus (bicolor damselfish)
Lineage: Eukaryota; Metazoa; Chordata; Actinopteri; Pomacentridae
Gene: cfap77
Product: cilia and flagella associated protein 77
Exons: 5
Coding region: 1-534 (177 amino acids)
Source: RefSeq, a predicted model, not a curated record